Messenger RNA from Ixodes scapularis (black-legged tick), 686 nucleotides. RefSeq lists its product as uncharacterized. The record is from RefSeq and is a predicted model, not a curated record. Bases 45 to 539 code for a protein of 164 amino acids. The transcript is spliced from 2 exons. Lineage: Eukaryota; Metazoa; Arthropoda; Arachnida; Ixodida; Ixodidae.
CGACCAGUUCUGAAUCUAGCCUCGGGUCUCCACGGUCGUCAAAGAUGGCGGUGCCCUGCUGUUUUCGGUUUGCCUUGAGUGUAGGUCGUGUUGUUCCGAGGAGAAAUACGCUUAAAAUUUGCGAACGGCGAUGGCACCUGACGUGGCGCCAGUUGAUCAGUCAACGCAAUUCUCAGCUACAAACUCGGAGACCGCCACUUGUACCGGUGGACGAUAAGUGCCUUCGAACAACGCCAUGCCGGCAAAUGUCGUCUGUAAUCACCGAUGCCGAGCUCAAGAAGUCUGUCGAGGCCUUGUCUGAGAAAUUCACAGAAGCGAUGGUACACCUAGAAGACGCGAGGCACUCCGCGGGUACCGUUUACUUCAGCGAAGACGCGAAAGAAGCCGAAGAAAUCGUGCAGGACACGCUGAACGACUUCGGCGAGUUGCUGAGCGGUCUGGACGCCAAGCAGCAGCUCUGGGUGAAACCGACGAUCGGUCUAAAGAUGGAGGAGCUCAAGGCGCAGUUGCAGAUGCUUCAGGACCUAGCCAGGGAAUAAAGAACACGCCGGUUUUGGCGUCGGCAAUAUAUGACGCCGUUGACGUCUUUCGCAAACCUUUUGUCCAGUGUGUUUCCGUGUGCUAUAAUGGAGGCAAACAAAUUCGCUUAAAGAAACCAAUAAACUGACUGCAAUUAAUCUUUUUCA